This is a messenger RNA of Trematomus bernacchii (emerald rockcod), 1480 nucleotides long. RefSeq names its product agmatinase, mitochondrial-like. NCBI's taxonomy places the organism in Eukaryota, Metazoa, Chordata, Actinopteri, Perciformes, Nototheniidae. The coding region runs from base 136 to 1185 and encodes 349 amino acids. The record is from RefSeq and is a predicted model, not a curated record. Gene Ontology annotation, molecular function: metal ion binding; agmatinase activity. The transcript is spliced from 7 exons.
AGCAUUUUGAAUGAACUUUUAAUGUUUCCUUCACAGCGGAAUACAGUAUAAAUUCCGCUCCUCCUGUGAGCACCUGAAGUAUCCUCAGCAGUAACUAACGUCUCCUCUGACAGACAGCUUGUUCAGGAUCUCAGCAUGUGGUCUCUGUGCAGGACCUUCAUUAGACCCGCUCUCUCCACAGGGGGGCUCCCGUCCCUCCGCAGGUCUGUGGUCGCACCCCCGGUCAGCAGGAGCUACGGGACCCGCUUCAAUGUCCCCCCCAGCGCAGAGUUCGUGUCCCGGGUCUCGGGGAUCCCCACCAUGAACAAGCUGCCCCACCAGGAGAGCGCGGAGGGGCUGGACGCGGCCUUCAUCGGGGUCCCCAUCGACACCGGGACCUCCAACAGACCCGGGGCCAGGUUCGGGCCCCGGCAGAUCCGCGUGGAGUCGGCCAUGCUGCGCAGCUUCAACAGUGGAACCAGAGCGGCUCCGUACGACUCGCUGAUGGUGGCCGACAUCGGAGACGUGAACGUGAACCUAUACGACCUGAAGGACACGUGCACGCGCAUCAGAGAGUUCUACAGGAGGGUCCUGUCUGCAGGGUGCAUCCCCCUCACCAUGGGUGGAGACCACACCAUUGCAUACCCCAUCCUGCAGGCGGUGGCUGAGAAGCACGGCCCGGUGGGUCUGGUCCACGUUGACGCUCACGCUGACACCAGUGAUGUGGUUCUGGGGGAGCGGAUCGGACACGGGACCCCCUUCAGACGCUGUGUGGAGGAGGGGCUGCUGGACUGCAGCCGGGUGGUGCAGAUCGGCCUGCGGGGGUCCGGUUACUCCGCCGACUCCUACGCCUGGAGCCGUGCUCAGGGUUUCCGUGUAGUGCAGGUGGAGGAGUGCUGGUUCAAGUCUCUGGCUCCCCUCAUGGAGGAGGUCAGGGGUCAGAUGGGAGGGGGUCCGGUGUACCUGAGUUUUGAUAUCGAUGCUCUGGACCCCGGCUUCGCUCCGGGCACCGGGACCCCCGAGAUCGCCGGGCUCACCCCCAUACAGGGAGUGGAGAUAAUCCGCGGCUGUCGGGGUUUGAACCUGGUGGGCUGUGACCUGGUGGAGGUGUCUCCCCCCUACGACACCACCGGAAACACGGCGCUGACCGGAGCUAACCUCCUGUUCGAGAUGCUCUGCGUCCUCCCCAACGUCAAAUACCUCUGAUUCUAAUCAAUAACAUCAAGUCUUCUUUAAAGAUAGAAAGAGGGUAACUCUGCAUCAAUUACAGAUGUUUCAUAAAUAAACAGUGAGUAUUGUUUACAGCCAAUGAGAGGACAGAUGCUCGACUGAAGAGGAUUCUAGUCUCAUAGUCUUUGAGAUGAAUUAUAAUAUCAUUCUGUGCUUUAUGAAUGAAAUAUGAAGAUGUAAUUAAAAUGUAAAAAGUAUCUAAUGAAUGUGCAAUAUUUAAAUAAAACACUAUAUCAAUGGAGUUACAGUUUAAUAAAUACUAAUAAUACAC